AUGGUGCAACACUUCACUCAACCUGGCGAAGCACGACCUCGAGUAGAGCGCAAAAAGGCUGCAGUCCGAAUCGCUGGCCAUGACAUAAGUGCAGAAGAUGACGGUGGAAUUUGCUGGAUGGUCCGUGAUUCCGACUGGAAUAUGCGACAUCCCUACCUGGCCCUCCUUGAGGCCAAGAAAGCGUUCCAGUCGAUGAAUUUUGACGAGCGCACUGGUAAGCUGAUGCCGGUGGUAUCCAACAAUGUUCUGGCCCCGUACCUGGGUGAGGCAGUAAUAUCAUGGAGAGCAGAUCGGAAGGACCUCAAGCAUGAGUAA
Aspergillus melleus is the source of this 315-nucleotide messenger RNA. RefSeq lists its product as uncharacterized. The coding region runs from base 1 to 315 and encodes 104 amino acids. The record is from RefSeq and is a predicted model, not a curated record. NCBI's taxonomy places the organism in Eukaryota, Fungi, Ascomycota, Eurotiomycetes, Eurotiales, Aspergillaceae. The transcript has a single exon.